Drosophila santomea is the source of this 953-nucleotide messenger RNA. It is a transcript of the gene EMC7, whose product is annotated as ER membrane protein complex subunit 7 homolog. The transcript is spliced from 3 exons. Gene Ontology annotation, cellular component: EMC complex. The coding region runs from base 120 to 857 and encodes 245 amino acids. The record is from RefSeq and is a predicted model, not a curated record. Gene Ontology annotation, molecular function: carbohydrate binding. Lineage: Eukaryota; Metazoa; Arthropoda; Insecta; Diptera; Drosophilidae.
UCGCAUUUACGACAAAUUUUUGCCAGCCCUGCCCUUGGAUUAUUUACAACCUCAACGAACGGUCACAUUAUCGGCUGACAAUUGAAAAAUUGGAGAAAAAAUUUAAUCUGACCCGAAUAAUGUGCUUAAAGUUAUUUAUUUUUACGGCGCUUCUCGCCCUGGUCAGCUGCGAGGUUAUCAUUGGCCAGGAUGAACUAGUGGACGAGGUGUCUGGCCUGUACACCAUCGAAGGACGUGUUUCUCCGCCGGACUCCCUUUUUCCACCCACUCAAGGAGGCGGACGAAGUGCUCCGGUGAAUAAGAAUGCUCCCAAGUGGCACACGGAGCUUACACUGUCCAUCAAUGACGGCGAGUUCAAGGGAUUCGUCCGAGAGGAUGGGCAGUUUAUGAUCAGCGGAGUGCCCUCCGGCAGCUAUAUCCUGGAUGUCCACCACCCGGAUGUUUUCUAUGAGCCGGUGCGCGUCGAGAUUAACCCGAAGGGAAAGUUCCGCGCCCGCAAAGUGAACUUUGUCCAGCCCGCCCAAAUUAUGCAGGUGCCAUAUCCACUGCGCGUGAAGCCACUGAUGCCCUUUAAAUACUUCCAGACCAGAGAGCAGUGGAAGAUUACCGACUUCCUGUUCAGCCCCAUGGUCCUGAUGAUGGUCCUGCCCCUGCUCCUUAUGCUGGUGCUGCCCAAGAUGAUCAACGAUCCCGAGACCAAGAAAGAGAUCGACAAUCUGCAGUUCCCCAAGAUGGGCAACGAUAUGCCCGAGAUCAGCGAAAUGCUGACUUCACUGCUAACGGGCAAGCAGCCCGAGCCCAAGGAGAAAAAGCCUGCUCCGGCCGUCAGGCAGGCGAAGAAGCGCAAGGACCAGUAGUCGUUGGCCACCAGAUAGCUUUUAGCUUUAAGCCUAAUCAGAGCCCCAAGCUCAAAAUCAGAGUCAGAUCGAUUAAAUAGUAAAUUUUCAUUAUUA